Messenger RNA from Notothenia coriiceps (black rockcod), 5859 nucleotides. It is a transcript of the gene myo1b, whose product is annotated as myosin IB. NCBI's taxonomy places the organism in Eukaryota, Metazoa, Chordata, Actinopteri, Perciformes, Nototheniidae. The coding region runs from base 323 to 3823 and encodes 1166 amino acids. The record is from RefSeq and is a predicted model, not a curated record. Gene Ontology annotation, cellular component: plasma membrane; microvillus; brush border. The transcript is spliced from 32 exons. Gene Ontology annotation, biological process: endocytosis; actin filament organization; actin filament-based movement. Gene Ontology annotation, molecular function: ATP binding; actin filament binding; microfilament motor activity.
ACCUCCCCCUGCGCUGGAGGUGAUUAGGGACGCCGGACUAGCCCAGAGACGCCGCUUCAGCCACUCCCUACGCCAGGCAGACUGCACGCUCAAGCCCAUCCAGAGCUUCAUUCAUAGUGCUGAGAUCCGGAUGAGAGCCACGUUCAGCCUCAUCCACCACAGCGGACCCGAGUUCCACUAAAGGCACGCCGGGAAGGGUUUCAGGAGCCACUCCACACUGGGCGAAUCACUUCUGGGAUCCUACUUUUGCCCGCCGAGUGGAUUUAGCACGAGAGGGAGCAACUCUUGCAGAGAUAAAGAGGGGGCCACACCUACAGCCAAAAUGGAGGUGAAGACGUCACUUCUAGACAACAUGAUCGGGGUUGGAGACAUGGUCCUCCUAGAACCCCUGUCUGAAGACUCGUUCAUCGCGAACCUGAGGAACCGCUUUGACCACAAUGAGAUCUACACAUACAUUGGCAGUGUGGUGAUCUCCAUGAACCCCUACAGGUCCCUGCCCAUCUUCACACCAGAAAAAGUGGAGGAGUAUCGCAACAGGAACUUCUACGAACUCAGUCCACACAUCUAUGCUUUGGCAGAUGAGGCCUAUCGCUCACUGAGGGACCAGGACAAGGACCAAUGCAUCCUCAUUACAGGGGAGAGUGGGGCUGGGAAAACUGAGGCCAGUAAGCUGGUGAUGUCAUACGUGGCAGCGGUGUGUGGGAAGGGCCAGGAGGUGAACAAGGUCAAGGAACAGCUGCUGCAGUCCAAUCCCGUGCUGGAGGCCUUCGGAAAUGCCAAAACAGUGAGGAACGACAACUCUUCCAGAUUUGGAAAGUACAUGGACAUUGAGUUUGACUUCAAAGGAGAUCCUCUGGGUGGAGUCAUUAGCAACUAUCUGCUGGAGAAGUCACGUGUGGUAAAACAGCCGAGGGGAGAGAGGAACUUCCACAUCUUUUAUCAGCUCUUGUCCGGCGCCUCCGAUGACACACUCAAGAAGCUGAAGCUGGAUCGGGAUUUCAGCAAGUACAACUACCUGAGUCUGGACUCUGCCGCCGUCAACGGGCUGGAUGAUGCGGCCAACUUCAGGACAGUCAGAAAUGCCAUGCAGAUCGUGGGCUUCAUGGAGGACGAGGUGCAGUCGGUGCUGGAGCUGGUGGCCGCCGUGCUGAAGCUCGGGAACAUUGAGUUCAAGCCGGAGUCGCGCUGCAACGGCAACGACGAGAGCCGCAUCAAAGACAAAAACGAUUUGAAGGAGAUGUGUGAGCUGCUGGGGACCGAACAGACGGUGCUGGAGCGAGCGUUCAGCUACCGCACAGUGGAGGCUAAGCAGGAGAAAGUCUGCACCACACUGAACGUGGCGCAGGCCUACUAUGCCAGAGAUGCCCUUGCCAAAAAUCUCUACAGUCGUCUGUUUAGCUGGCUAGUUACCAGGAUCAACGAAAGCAUUAAAGCAGCACCGAAAUCCCGCCACAAGGUCAUGGGUGUGCUCGACAUCUAUGGCUUUGAGAUAUUCGAGGAAAACAGCUUUGAACAGUUCAUCAUCAACUACUGUAACGAAAAGCUGCAGCAGAUCUUCAUCGAGUUGACCCUCCGCGAGGAGCAGGAGGAGUACGUCAGAGAGGGCAUCGAGUGGACCAAUAUUGAAUAUUUCAACAACGCCAUUAUCUGCGACCUGAUAGAGAAUCACCAAAAUGGCAUCUUGGCCAUGUUGGACGAGGAGUGCCUGAGGCCGGGGACGGUCACCGAUGAGACCUUCCUGGACAAACUGAACACCAUCUGCGCUGAACACCUGCACUUUGAGAGUCGCCUCAGCAAGAGUUCAAAGUUCCUCACUGACCACAGCCUGCCUCACAACUGCUUCCGCAUCCAGCACUACGCCGGCAAGGUGCUUUACCGCGCCGAGGGCUUCGUAGACAAGAACAACGACCUGUUAUACCGGGACCUGUCGCAGGCCAUGUACAAGGCCAACCACAGCCUCAUGAAACAGCUGUUCCCUGAGGGCAACCCCGCCAAAGUCAACCUGAAGAGACCGCCAACUGCUGGAUUCCAGUUCAGACAUUCAGUCGGGACGCUCAUGAGGAACCUGCAGACCAAGAACCCUAACUACAUCCGGUGCAUCAAGCCCAACGACAAGAAGGCCUCCCACAUCUUCACCGACUCCCUGGUCUGCCACCAGGUGCGCUACCUGGGCCUGAUGGAGAAUGUGCGUGUGCGGAGAGCCGGCUACGCCUUCCGCCAGGCCUACGAGCCGUGCCUGGAACGCUACAAAAUGCUCUGCAAGCGGACCUGGCCCCAUUGGAGAGGGCCUGCAAGGGAAGGAGUGGAGGUACUGAUGGCUGACCUCACGGUCCCAACAGAGGAGUUCUCCUACGGUCGCUCCAAGGUCUUCAUCAGGAACCCAAGAACGCUCUUCUCCCUGGAGGAGAGGAGGAGGCAAUGUCUACAGGACCUGGCCACGCUCAUUCAGAAGAUCUACCGCGGCUGGAAGUGUCGCAGCCACUUCCUGCUUCUGAAGAAGAGUCAGAUCGUGGUGGCGGCAUGGUUCCGCCGAUACGCGCAACAAAAUAAAUACAAACGGAUCAAGAGCGCCACCACUGUAGUGCAGUCCUACACUCGGGGAUGGCAGGCACGCAAACUCCUGAGAGAGCUGAAAUAUCAGAAGAGAUGUGAGGAGGCGGUGACCACCAUCUCUGCCUACUGGCACGGCACACAGGCUCGGAUGGAGUUGAGGCGUCUAAAACAAGAAGCGCGGAAUAUACACGCUGUGACAGUAAUAUGGGCAUACUGGCAAGGAACCAAGGCCCGGAGAGAGCUGCGUCAGCUGAAGGAGGAGGCGAGGAAUAAACACGCCGUGUCGGUCAUUUGGGCCGGCUGGCAAGGCACCAAGGCUCGCAGGGAGCUGAGAAGACUGAAGGAAGAAGCCAGGCGUAAGCACGCUGUCGCUGUCAUUUGGGCCUACUGGAAGGGACUCAAGGUUCGCAGAGAGUACAGAAAAUUCUUCAGGGCAAACGCAGGCAAGAAGAUCUAUAACUUCACCAUCCAGAGGAUUAUGCAGAAAUAUUUCCUGGGCCUGAAGAGCACCAUGCCCUCCAUGUCCCCCAUAGACAAGAGCUGGCCUGUUAAGCCUUACCUCUUCCUGGAUGGAGUUCACUCAGACCUGCGGAGAAUCUUCCAUCUCUGGAGGUGCAAGAAAUACAGGAGCGAGUUCACAGAGGAGAAGAAGGCGGUGUUCGAGGAGAAGCUGGAGGCCAGUGAGAUCUUCAAAGAUAAAAAGGCUCUCUACGCCAGCAGUGUGAGCCAGCCCUUCAUGGGAGACUACCUGGAGAUCAGCAAGAACCCCAAAUAUCAGAAACUGAACAGCGCCAUGGACGAGAAGGUCCUGCUGGCUGACGUGGUCAACAAGAUCAACAGGGCCAACGGCAAGGGCACGGCUCGGAUCUUCCUGCUGACUAAGAACAGCGUGGUGCUGGCCGACCAGAAGACGGGUCAGGUGAAGGCCAGUGUCCCUCUGCCGGACCUCACCAGUGUGUCGGUCAGCACGCAGAGCGACGGCUUCUUCGCUCUCAAACUCAAAGAGGGAUCUGCCUCAGCCAUCAAAGGAGACUUCCUACUCAGCAGCGAACAUCUGAUCGAAAUCAUCACCAAACUUCACCGCACCGGGGCCACGGCUGCAGACAGCGAGCAGCUCAACAUCGACAUCUCAGACGAGUUUCUGGUGCAGUUCAAACACGACAAAGUCUGCGUGAAAUUCAUCCAGGGAGGUCCCAAGAACGGCAACAGCGUGUCCUGCAAGCGCAAGAACAACCGCCUGCUGGAGGUGUCGGUGCCUUCAACGGUAUAGUGCAGCUUCUCUUCGCCAGAUUUGUUUAGGGGGAUGAUUCAAAACCACCGCCUACUCCUGAACUCAAGAACCAUCACCCCCAGUGCCCACCCUAAGGACUGACAGUGCAGUUAUUCGCCUUUUGUUGUGUUGUUGUUUUUUUUCUUCCUUCACUCUCUUUCUUAUCAGAUUUACUAUGGCACCACUAUAGCUGGCGCCACUUUUUUUUGGCAAAGAAAUCCCUUAUCUGGGUUGCAUGCCACAAGAGUUUGGUCAAAUGUUCACUGGUGUUUUGUAAAACUGGGGUAAAGAGUUGAAAAAUGGAUGAAACAAAGAGAAACAUUUUGGUGGAGCACGAGAGGAAUGUCUCCACCAGCGGCGAUGUUGAUUGUUCUGACUGUAUGUUGAUUUAGUCUUCAGAGAAAAAUGUCAUUAUAAGAACUCUGACAUUUUUCAAGCCUCAACUGGCCUUGACUCAUCAAUUUUUUUUAGAAUUUGAGAUGAACUGGGAACUUUUGGGGCCCCCUGAAGAACUUUAAAUACUGCACUUGUUUUCACCUCGGUGUAAUCAAAAGAGGAUGAGCUGAAACUGAUAUUUGAUUGUAUGUUGUUUUUUUUUCUAUAUAUAUAUAUAUUUUCUCUGAAACAAAGAAGGGUGGGCAGUUGAUAAGUCAAAUGUAAUUUGCUACGUAAUUGUCGAACCACUUUUUGUAUCCUCCUUUAUGUGCCAUUGAACAGGUUACAUGACUUGUCACCUGUCGGUGUACAGAUAUAAAACUUAGAUAAAACUGUUCCCUGUUUACGGAAGAGAAGUAGGUUGUUUCUUUUGUUUGUUCUGAGAUUAUAGAAUUCUUUAUAGAAAUUCUGACUUUAUCUCGAACUCUAAAGAAAAUGUCACUUCUGGUCAGCUCUAAAAAAAAAAGAAGAAGAAAUAAAUCACAUGUGGCCCUAAUCCUCUUCCGUAACUGUUCUUGACAUCAUUGCCAAAAAUGUUUGAGAUGGGGAAUCUUUUAAACCUGCGGAGGUCAAUUUAAUGUACGUUUUUGAACAUUUUUACAGCACUACAAGUGAUCAACUUCCAUUUACCUAAUUUUUGGAUGAUUACCCAGCUUUAUUUCAGCUGUGAAGACCCAUUUUAAACUGAAUUGAUAUCCUUAACUCAUAUGUAAUUUAGGAGACCCUCUGGCUAUGAGGGACACGAUUUAAGACCGAAUAAAGUAAAUACACUUUCUGUAAUAUCAAGGCCAGAUUCAAAGCCAAACCUCCGAUAUCAAUCUUUUUUUGUGUGUGCAAUAAAUAAAAUGCUCAUUGUACCGUUAGCUGUACAUAUGCUCCGUGUGCUGUGGCCCUGGCAUGGACGAGGGUUUUUCACUAGUCAUUUUAAACUGCCGUGUUUGUAAAGAAAAAAGCUGUUCUUGCCACUGCCGCUUUAGUCGCUGUAGUGCUUGACCCACUCUGACCAAAUGUGUAUUUUUUCAAGGGGGAAAACCAAAUUUAAGGCGUACACGAUCAUAAUCAAUCUGAAAUAGUCGACCAGUUCUGCUACAGCUUUGGUAUAUAUUUACAUGCAAGCCAAAUUUGUCAAAUAAGUGAUAUAUUUUCAGGUAUAUAAUCUUUAUUUGUACUCUGGUGUCUGUGAGGGAAUAAUGCAGCCAGACUUGGUUUUGUUUUGUAAUCCGGUUAACCUGGGUUUGUACGUUUUUGUAUUUUUUAAUGUCACACACGACACAGGGACUCGAGAAAUCCGUUGUGGAUGUCCCACGCGCGGCGGGAACGAUGGAGCUGAAAUGCCAGUUUUGAUGCUUUCUCUUCCUCGGCACAGUUUGAAUGCAUUUCUGCUUUGAUGACCCCCCACAUCCCUUUCCCUUUUCUCUGUUUUGUAUUUGAACAAUGGCUUUAGCUGCAAAAUGAUGUCUGCAUUCUUGUGUGCCUAAAUGUAAACCUGUGCUGAGAGACACGACAUGGACAUGUUUCAAUAGAACUCAGUGUUGCAUUUACAAGUAAUCUUUUUCUUUUUUAAAUUAAAAUAAAAAUCUGUAAUAAAUAAAUAAAUGUUA